AUGUUUAACAGAGUCGCCAGACGCGCAUUCUCCACCACAAGAGUCAAUCCUUACAAAGUGACCGUGCUCGGCGCCGGCGGCGGGAUCGGCCAGCCGCUCUCGCUGCUGCUCAAGCUGAACCACAAGGUCACGGAUCUCAGACUGUACGACCUGAGGGGCGCCAAGGGCGUUGCCGCGGACCUGUCGCACAUCCCGACCAACUCCGUUGUGCGUGGGUUUGCUCCCGAGGAGCCCGACGCGCUGCACAGCGCCCUCGAGGGCGCCGACGUGGUGCUAAUCCCCGCGGGCGUGCCCCGCAAGCCCGGCAUGACUAGGGACGAUCUGUUUGCCAUCAACGCCGGGAUCGUGCACGACCUGGCCUCCGCAGCCGCCGAGGAGGCUCCGAAGGCGGCGAUCCUCGUCAUCUCGAACCCGGUCAACUCCACCGUGCCUAUCGUGGCGCAGGUGUUCAAGGCCAAGGGCGUGUACGACGCGCGCAAGCUGUUUGGCGUCACGACGCUCGACUCGAUCCGCGCGUCCCGGUUUAUCUCCGAGGUCGCCGGGACCGACCCCACGCGCGAACACGUCAACGUGGUGGGCGGCCACUCCGGGAUCACCAUCAUCCCGCUGCUGUCGCAGACGCGCCACCACGAGCUGACGCGCGAGCAGCGCGAUGCACUCGUGCACCGCAUCCAGUUCGGCGGUGACGAGGUCGUCAAGGCCAAGAACGGUGCGGGGUCCGCUACGCUGUCGAUGGCGCAGGCGGGCGCCAAGUUCGCGAACGCGGUGCUGUGCGGUCUUGCCGGCGAGCGCGACGUGAUCGAGCCCGCCUACGUGGACUCGCCGCUGUACAAGUCUGAGGGCAUCGAGUUCUUUGCGUCGCCCGUGACACUGGGCCCUCAGGGUGUAGAGAAAGUGCACUCGAUCGGCGAGAUCUCGUCCGAGGAGGAGGAACUGCUGGCCAAGUGCAACGAGACCUUGAAGAAGAACAUCGCAAAGGGCGUGGCGUUCGCAGAGCAGAAGAAAUAG
Messenger RNA from Torulaspora globosa, 1008 nucleotides. It is a transcript of the gene MDH1, whose product is annotated as malate dehydrogenase MDH1. Gene Ontology annotation, biological process: tricarboxylic acid cycle; malate metabolic process. The transcript has a single exon. Gene Ontology annotation, molecular function: L-malate dehydrogenase (NAD+) activity. Gene Ontology annotation, cellular component: cytoplasm; mitochondrion. The record is from RefSeq and is a predicted model, not a curated record. NCBI's taxonomy places the organism in Eukaryota, Fungi, Ascomycota, Saccharomycetes, Saccharomycetales, Saccharomycetaceae. The coding region runs from base 1 to 1008 and encodes 335 amino acids.